CGGUGUCUCCAACCUGUGAUCAUGCCUGUGCACCUCCUAUCGACGAAAGCCUGCUGACCGCCGCACACCCCGCGUCUCCCGAGCUGCAGCCCCUGUGUCGCGUCGAGGGUGUGGUUGACUCACCGACGGAGAUAGAUGCAUAGCAGAGCCCAAGCCCGGCAGCGGAAUGUAGUACCCAUUACACUCGGGAGGGCCAUUAAUGAGUGAGAGUGAGCCAUCUCCGUUGUCUUCGCCGUCCGAACCUCCCUCUGCAUUUCACGGCGCACAAUUGAUCGUCGGCUCGGGUACUGGUUGCUUCCGGCAAGCGCCUGACGCGACGGGCGUCAUAACGUUAGUUGCUCGCUACACCUUCCAGCUUGCCUCUGGGCACGGCGUCUUCGUUCAAUCGCAAGGCUUUGGCUAUGGCACGGACGUCGAAGCAGUGGAGCUGUGCAGUGCGGGUCGCGCCGCGGAGGUCAAACCAGCGAGCAGAAACUUCUUUUGCCUGCGCUUGACCCUCGAAAGCGACGACCCCGAUCCCAACAGACCGGUGCAGACGGCAUGUGGGAGCGUGGUCAUCGCGUCGGCAAUGAGGGAAGGCCGCAGUGCAAUCUACGGUGCUUACACAUUGACAUGCAGAAGAUCCCAAAUGCCCUUCGGAUGAUUGUAAUGUCUGCACAAACAUUUUCGUGCUGCAUCGUCGUAGCCCAAUUGAGCCGUCUAUGCAUCGCUGAAAUUUGGCCCAA
Tilletiaria anomala UBC 951 is the source of this 725-nucleotide messenger RNA. RefSeq lists its product as uncharacterized. The record is from RefSeq and is a predicted model, not a curated record. The transcript has 2 exons. The coding region runs from base 200 to 643 and encodes 147 amino acids. NCBI's taxonomy places the organism in Eukaryota, Fungi, Basidiomycota, Exobasidiomycetes, Georgefischeriales, Tilletiariaceae.